GCCACCGCUGAAAGAAGGAAGGAGAGGGAAAAAGAAGAAAAUAAGAUGCAAGGCUGUUUUUUAUUUUCCCUGCUAAUUAAAAGCAGAUGUCAAGGUACAACUGAGCUUGUUUAACGCAGCACAACUGUUUCCUGAUUUUCUUUCUAGGCUUCUCUGCACUUGUUGAGAGACCAUUUUGCUUCUACUCAUCCAACCCACUGGACUUUCUCCAGUUUCAAAAAUCCCUCUCUCUCUCUCUCUCUGUAUGAUUAAGUCUUGUUCGUCCCUCUGCUUGCAUUAGCUCUAAGCUGGCAGGUGUCUAUGAGAUAGAGUUUUAUAAAGCCAACAAACACAAAAACCUCCGCAGAGAGACAGGAGCCUUAAUUGAAUUGUCAAACACAAAUCUACCCAGAGUCGGUUUGAGACAAAAACUCAUCCGAAACUUGGUCUGUCUGUCUCUGUGACAGCUUAACUGUCUCACUGCCUCAUUGUCCACCCGUCUGUCUAUCCGUCUGUCUUUCAUUUGUUUUUUGGCGUCCACUGAGACUGUUUAAGGGGAAUUCAGGGACGAGUUGUUGGAAAAUAAGAUGUGACGCAGGUGUUUGCCUCCAGGGAGUAUGUCAUUUUUGGAGUGUUUUGACUGUAUUUCUUAAUUCAUAUUUUAGGAUGACACGUUCUCAAAAUGUAACUGUAACUUUCUGUUGUGUUCCCAUCACUUUAAUGUCACAGAGAGAAAGAUGAGUAAUUUCAGUCAUUUCAGUGUCAUUUUGCUUUCACUUGGGAGUAGUAAAGGUGUUUAAGUCCCGUUAAAGUGAAAACGAAAUAAGUAGCUUCAACUUUAAUAUAUACAGUCAUACAGAAGACAUAAUAAUCAGUGCAAGUGUUGCAUGACCUGUGUGCACGGGAGAGGUGUGAGUGAGCAUCUUGGUGACCACAACUUUUUUCUCGCUCUUAGUUUGUCUGACAAGUCAUCCACAUGUUAGUUGAUGAACACGUUAGCUAGCUUAACUUUUUUUAGCACAAGUACUUCUACUUUUGGCAUUUUUAGCUGUUACCAAACAGCUUCGGGUGCAUAACCACCACUCUCUGGACUGGAGUAGAGCCGACCCUGAUUUGCAUGUAGCUGAGAAAACUAAGAUAUGGAGGAGAGAACGAGUGCAGGAUCAUGGGCAAGUGGAAGUCGUUCUUCCAAGAGUUAUGCAGAUGGAUCUCAGUACAUGGCAUCACAUGACAGCCUCUCACCUCCGUACGCCAACUCCAGGCUAACAGGUAAAACAGAGAGGAGUUCAUACUCGUACGGCAGAGAGUCCAACCCACACUGCCACCAGUCGAUACUUGGUGGUGAGAUGGGUUUGGGGAGUCCUGGAGCGGCAUCGCCCACCAAGCCGGCCGGUCAGUACUACCAGCACUACAGCUCCAACCCGCGGAAGAGAACACUGCAUAUGGACUCCAUGGAAAUUCACACAAAAAAAGUGCGGAAGGUCCCUCCUGGCUUGCCGUCCUCAGUGUACGCUCCGUCUGCCAGUACAGCCGACUACAACAGGGACUCACCGGGUUAUCCCUCAUCGAAACCUCCCAGCGCUGGCUUCCCAAGCUCGUUCUUUAUGCCAGAUGGUCACCACAGCGGCGAUCCCUGGAGCAGCAGUAGUAGCAGUAUGAGCCAGCAGGGUUACCACGGCAGCAUGCUGGGGGGUGGGAACUCGUCCCACGGCCCCGCCCAGAGCUCCUCCUACUGCGGGAUUCACCCUCACGACAGAUUGAGCUACCCAGCGCACUCGUCUGCAGACAUCAGCUCCAGCCUUCCUCCAAUGUCCAGCUUCCACCGAGGGGGAGGGAGCGGAGGCGGGGGCAAUCACUACAGCACCGCCUCUUGCACCGCCCCCACCAACGGCACAGACAGCGUCAUGGCUAACCGAGCACAGAGCGGAGCAGCCAGCAGCUCUCAGACAGGAGACGCCUUAGGGAAAGCACUCGCAUCGAUCUACUCUCCAGACCACACAAACAACAGCUACUCGUCCAAUCCCUCCACCCCAGUCGGCUCCCCGCCCUCCCUCACAGCUGCCAGUUCAGCUGUCUGGUCCAGGAAUGGCGGACAGGGAGCGUCAUCGCCAAACUACGAAGCUCCGCUGCACUCACUGCAGAGUCGUAUCGAGGACCGUCUGGAGCGUUUGGACGAUGCCAUACACGUACUGCGGAGCCACGCGGUGGGACCUUCGACGGGCAUGAGCAGCGGGCACAGCGACAUGCACAGCCUCAUCGGGGCCGCACAUACGCACAACGGCGCCAUGGGCGCUCUGAGCAGCGGGUACGGGACGGGACUGCUGUCGGCCAACAGACACCCCCUCAUGGUGGGCUCUCACAGAGAAGACGGUGGCGGCGUGGGCGGUUUGCGUGGCGGACACUCGAUGGCGGGCCAGGUGCCGGUGCCUCAGCUGCCUGUUCAGUCGGCCACCUCGCCGGACCUCAGCCAGCCCGACCCGUACCGCGCCCUGUCCGGAGGCCUUCAGGGCCAGAGCACCUCCUCCGUCAGCUCGGAGAUCAAGUCUGAGGACGAAGGAGAUGAGAACCUCCUGCAGGACACGAAGCCCCUGGACUCCAAGAAGGAGGACGUUGACAGCAAGGAUCUCAAAGCUAUUGAUAGGUCAAGAUCUAGCAACAACGACGAUGAGGACCUGUCUCCAGAGCAGAAAAUGGAGAGAGAGAGGGAACGGAGGAUGGCCAACAAUGCGCGGGAGCGCCUGCGCGUCCGUGACAUCAAUGAGGCGUUCAAGGAGCUGGGCAGGAUGGUCCAGCUGCACCUGAAGAGCGACAAACCUCAGACCAAGUUACUGAUCCUGCACCAGGCCGUGGCCGUCAUCCUCAGUCUGGAGCAACAAGUCCGAGAGAGAAACCUGAACCCUAAAGCGGCCUGUCUGAAGCGCCGUGAGGAGGAGAAGGUCACUGCAACAUCAGACGGAGCUCCCCUCUCACUGGCCGCCGCGCACCACGCCGCCGCCGCCAUCAUGGGCGACGGGUCAAACCCCAUGGGACAAAUGUCCAAGGUGCCAGAGUUCAUCAAGAUGAUGAGUGACCACUUCCUCUGACGACGUUUCCAUGACAACCCAACAAUCGAUCAGUCCCGUUGUUGCAUCAGCCUGACCAAUCAGAUUCUCUGGAACUUCGGCCUGACCAAUUAGAUCAGCCUCUCUCUCUUUCCUCUCGUCUGUCGUCUUUGAUCCUCCUCUUCGCCUUUGUCUACUUCUUCUGUCGAGAACAUGAACUGCAGAGUCACAUUAGUCGCUUUCGUCACUUUGCAUCUCCAGCUGAAGUGAACUGGAUGCUACUUUGUGGAGACGUUAAAUGGCCGCUGUAACAUGGCUGCUACGAAGUGGCAGUUUGUGGGAGCUUUUGACACAAAGUGACAGCAAUGGACAAAAAUGUUUGGAAUCACGUCAUUCAAGAAAUUCUUCUUCUUGUACUUGUUUUAUCAGCAUUCCCAGUUUUAAAGAACAAAGGGGUUCUAUAUAUAAAUAUAUAUAUAGAACUAUAUAUAUAAAUAUAUAUAUGAGAAAAGGAAAAAAUGACAAAAAAACUUGUUAAAAAAGCGCAACUGGACACAGGCAGUGAGGAGGGUAGGGGAUGGGGAGGGUUGUUCAGAACGAAACAAAACAUAUCACAAAGUGUUAAAAGAGAUUUUUUUCUAAAAAAAAAAAAAAAAGCAACAUUGCGCAGCUGUCUUUCAACACAGCUUCAGCGCAUCUCUGACUGAAUGGCAAUCUAACGCCACACUGUGGAUGAAGCUGUGCCUGAUCUCCUCUUGGAUGCAAACCAGUCAGAUAGAUACACACGGAUACGCAAAGCAAACAAAACAAAAAAGAACAGGACAAUGCCAGGAAGUAUCACAGAUGCAGGCUACACACUCAUACAUCCCCUUACAAACCACGCAUUUCAGAUUAAAGUAUAAAUUAAAAUGAAUAAAGAUUAAGAAGCAAAUCUAUUGCAACCCUUCUGCUUUUCAGAGGUGCUUGAAUUGCUGAGUGAUUGGAACAAAAAAAAUCUGCUUUUUGACUAUCAUAGAUGCCUAGAAAGAGCUGGAGCUUAACAAGAAAAACAGGAGUAACACGUUCUUCCCCUUCUAAUGCAUUCCCUCCUAGACUGCAAACAUUUCAAUUGUCAGUGUAAAACAAUUGGAAUAUUUAUGUUUAUGUAUAUUCACUAGUGUUUCAUGAUGAUAGCCACGUUGACUCUGUAAACAGACUGCAAAAUUGUGCAAAAUGAUAACUUUGUAGUGCAAAUACAAAAACCCUGGACAGUUGUACCCAAAUGGCCCGUGUGUAUCUACUGAGAGGAAGAGAAUACCUAGAGAAUCAAUCAUUGAAUCAAUUAAUCAAUCAAUCAGUGAGUGGCUCCAGAGGGACUGGGGUAUUUAAAUUAUUGAAGGCGGAGGAAUUACAGAAGGAAGAAUCAUGCAGUAAUGAAAAAGUGUACUUCUAAAUGCGGCAGGAAGGAAAGACUUUUCUUGAUAUCUUCAUUUGAGACUGCUGCUGUUGUCUCAUAGUGCAAAUGCAAAAACUGAAGACAGAAAGAAAGCACUCUGGCAAACAUCCCCAAUCAGAGUCUUUUGCUGGACAUUCAACAGCAUGGACAGAGCUGGCAAAGUUUGAAACUGGUGUCCAGACAUUAUUAAAUCAAAGGGUUACUGGGCAGAUGCUUGAGAGGAUGGGCAGAUGAUAGAAAAAAUAGGUAGAUGGAUGGCUGGAUGAGAGUGAAGAGGGCUGGACUGAGCACUGAAGUGAAUUCUAUUCCACGUUUAGCACAUUCCCUGAAUCGCGAUCGCUCCACUUGGAAUCGAGUGCUCUCGAUGUCCUGAGGUGGGGGAUUCAUGGCAGGAUUGAAGUGGACCAACCUCCUGAGGAGUUAGAGAUAGACAAACUGAUAAUCCAGAGCUCUAAAUGGACAAAGAGAGAGUUUGCUCCGGUAGUGAUGAUGACGCUGCAGGGGAAAGCAAGGGAACAAUCAUCAGGGUGAGGGGUGUAUACUUUUCCUCUGGGGGCCAAGCAGCAGUAGUCAAAGCAUUCCUGCGUUGGGUUCAUUAGAUUCCUUCAUUUCCCAGUUUAGUGUCUGGCCGACCAUAACCCUAAACUUCUAACCACAGCCUCAGACCUCUCCCCUGCCCCGAGUACCAAACUUUGUGGGGCUUUCUGAUUGACAUUUGCUGUCUGGAGGACUCCAUGUCAUUGUUGAGGUGUCUUGUUGCUGGGACUGUCAAUAAAGUCUCAUUUAUCUGCUUCAAAUUUCAUUAGCCUUGCAAUCCUUUGCCUGACGGUGUUGCAGUGAUGUCUGGAUAAAAUUUCAAGAACCUACUUGUGCAUUGCCUGGAACUUUGCAACAGCAUUGUAAUUCCUGUUAGAGUCAGGCCAAUUGUAGCUGAGUGAAGGCACAAUUGGCAGCACGUAGUUGCUCUGAGACAGUGUUAGCCCCCAGAAUAGAACUGAUGUAUUCUCAUGAGUCAUGAAUCUGGUGUGAAUGCAGCAAUCAGACAUGCCUGAUGUAGUCUGCUGAUAGGUCUUGUCAUUUUGAUUACCUUGGUUUGGUCAAUAUACAUAUAAAUUCUGAAUAUUUGUAAAAAAUAAUAGGCAUAUUUUAAUCAAUUGAAGCCAGAUCCUUAGUCAAGAUCCAAGAAAGGUUCAAGAGGCUAGAAGCCCAGCCAAUAAUAUAUCAUUUUAACAUUUCAACGUGUUGCCUUUUGUACUUAGAAUUACCCAGGUUUCUUGGGUAGAAGGUCUGUAAUCAUCAACAUUGACUCUGGAGCGAUACAAGGUAUGGGAAAGAAAGUGGCAGGAUUGGAUUAGGUGGGCUUUGCAGUGGCAAGAGUCACAGCCUUGACCUGGUGGGAAGGGGACUAAAUAAAAUCCUGAUAGGUCAGGAAGAAACCUUUAAUGUUUAUUGCAUUGCUAUUCAAUAAAUGUCUGCUCUCUGACAACAGACAAGGCUGGAAUAUCUGAGAGAACGUCCAUUGUUUUCGAUGUCAAUCUGAAAGCCCCCUGCUCUUGCCCCAGUUUUAACCCUCCUCAAUCCAGACCCUAAAUUUAAUCCCCAGUCCCAGUGCUGUCUUCUCUGCUUACCCUAGCCUUAUGAGCCCUAAGCUAGAGCCCUAGCCCCCCUCCCAAGCUUCUUGUCCCACCUAAGCGGUCCCACAGAUGCAAUUUGAACAUUCACACUUCUACCAAUGUGCCUUUUUAGAGUUCAUAUCAUUCGAGUUGCCAGAGGAGGACAUUUACCUGGUCUUUUAAUAGGAUGCAAGCUUAGGGAAACCUGUUCUUAGUCGUUAGGUUCUAUGCAGUCAGGUUUUUUACCAGACCUGGGAAUUUAAAAAAAGCUAAAAAGGAAAAAAAAGUAUUUUUUGGAUAAAAAACUAAACUGUAUUUAAUGUACUGUAUGCUUAUAUGUAAGUAGACAGCGUGUUCUGGCUUCAAGCCAAUGGGACAGACACUUGAUUUAGCAAGACAAGCCCCCGUCCCAGUAUCCCCCGCCCCCUAAAGUCCUACAUUACCCUGAACCCCACUUCCCUGUACCAAGCCCCAGCCCUGUUCCCAUGGUGAACAACGCGUCUCUUCUUGUAUUAUAGCUUAUCAGCUUUUUAUCAAUAUUUGAUCGGCUUGUCCGUAAGCCAAUGUAGUCUUCAGUACAAAGUGUGUGGUUGUAUGUUGUAAAACAGAUUUUCUUUUUUUUUUUCUCUCUCUCUCUCUUUUUUAAGAAAAAUCAUUUCUCUUAUUACUUUUUAUU
Thunnus maccoyii (southern bluefin tuna) is the source of this 6744-nucleotide messenger RNA. RefSeq names its product transcription factor 4-like. Gene Ontology annotation, cellular component: transcription regulator complex. The transcript is spliced from 18 exons. Gene Ontology annotation, biological process: regulation of transcription by RNA polymerase II. The record is from RefSeq and is a predicted model, not a curated record. Lineage: Eukaryota; Metazoa; Chordata; Actinopteri; Scombriformes; Scombridae. Gene Ontology annotation, molecular function: DNA-binding transcription factor activity, RNA polymerase II-specific; RNA polymerase II cis-regulatory region sequence-specific DNA binding; protein dimerization activity. The coding region runs from base 1119 to 3062 and encodes 647 amino acids.